Messenger RNA from Acanthisitta chloris (rifleman), 3209 nucleotides. It is a transcript of the gene PHF20L1, whose product is annotated as PHD finger protein 20-like 1. The coding region runs from base 19 to 2991 and encodes 990 amino acids. Gene Ontology annotation, cellular component: NSL complex. Lineage: Eukaryota; Metazoa; Chordata; Aves; Passeriformes; Acanthisittidae. The transcript has 19 exons. The record is from RefSeq and is a predicted model, not a curated record. Gene Ontology annotation, biological process: regulation of transcription by RNA polymerase II.
GAAAAAGAAAAUACCAAGAUGAGUAAAAAGCCUCCAAAUCGUCCUGGAAUCACAUUUGAGAUUGGUGCUCGUUUGGAGGCACUGGACUAUUUACAAAAAUGGUAUCCAUCUCGUAUUGAGAAGAUAGAUUAUGAGGAGGGAAAGAUGUUGGUCCAUUUUGAACGCUGGAGUCAUCGCUACGAUGAGUGGAUUUACUGGGACAGCAAUAGGUUGCGACCUUUGGAGCGACCAGCACUGAGGAAAGAAGGGCUGAAAGAUGAUGAAGAAUUUGUUGAUUUUAAGCCUGGAGAAGAAGUCCUGGCUCGUUGGACAGACUGUCGAUAUUACCCUGCAAAGAUUGAAGCCAUUAAUAAGGAGGGAACUUUCACAGUACAGUUCUAUGAUGGUGUCAUUCGAUGUCUUAAAAGGAUGCAUAUCAAAUCUAUGCCAGAGGAUGCAAAAGGGCAGGAUUGGAUAGCUUUGGUCAAAGCUGCUGCUGCAGCAGCAGCCAAGAACAAAGCAGGAAGUAAACCUAGAACCAGCGCAAACAGCAAUAAAGAUAAAGAGGACAGAAAAUGGCUAAAGGUUCCUUCAAAAAAGGAAGAAACCUCAACCUCUACAAUCAUGCAGGAAGUCCAAAACAAGGAAGAGGAGCCUACAUCUAGUGACACAUUUGGAUUUCCUGUAGUGGAUGUUCAAAAGAUGGCCUUUGUGCAGGCAGAGAGCACAUUAUCACACAAGAGGAAAAGUAAUCUAGGCAACUCAUUUCAGGCAAAGAGAGCUCGACUUAACAAGAUCACUGGUUUAUUGGCAUCCAAAGCUGUUGUUGCGGAUGGUGCUGAAAAAAAGGAAGGCAACAACGAAACAGCUCCAGUCCUGGAGCAGGAGAUUUCACCUAAACCACAAAGUCAGAAAAAAAAUGAAGCUGAUAUUAGCAGUUCUGCCAACAUUCAGAAACCUGCACUGUUAUCCUCAACUUUGUCUUCAGGAAAGGCUCGCAGGAAGAAAUGCAAACAAGAAUCUGGAGAUUCUUCUGGGUGUAUAAAGCCCCCUAAAUCACCACUUUCCCCAGAAUUAAUACAAGUCGAGGAUUUGACGCUGGUCUCUCAGCUUCCUUCUUCUGUGAUAAAUAAAACUAGUCCAUCACAGCCAGUGAAUUCCCCUAGAUCCUACAAACAUAGCCAACGGAGAAGAAGAUCACAGCGUUUAGCCACUUGCUCCUUGCCUGAUGAUUCUGUAGAAAAAGUUUCUUCUCUCUCUUCAGUUACUGAUGGAAAAGUGUUCUCCAUCAGUGGUCAAAACCAACAGUCAUCAAAAUUGGAGGUACCUGAUGUUGCUCAUAUGUCACUUGAGAAGCGUGGACCAUGUCUCCCUCUUGAUUUAAGCCGUAGUUCCGAAGUUACAGCACCAUUUUCCACAGAAUCCACUUUCCGUAAUGAAUACCCCAGUAAAGACAAGGAAGAUAUUCAGAUGGUUACAUAUCUUUCUUCCAAAGCAGUAACUGAUGGAAGAGUAGCUACAACAGCGUCAGGUGCAGCGAGAAUGGAAAGAAAAGGAAAACUGGAAGAGAAAAGUUCCACAACAUAUGGUAAAAAGAAAGAAAAAGAAAAGGAGAAAAAAGAGAAGAAGGAAAAAGAUCAUAAAUCAAAACAGAAAAAGAAGAAGAAAAAAAAGAAGAAAUCUAAACAGCAUGAUUAUUCGGAUUAUGAAGACAGUUCUGUUGAAUUCUUGGACAGGUGCUCCUCUCCCUUAACGCGGUCCUCGGGCAGCUCUCUGACUCUGCGCAGCAUGUUCUCAGAGAAGAACACAACGUACCAGUAUCCAAGAGCUAUCUUGUCUGUUGACCUUAGUGGAGAAAACCUUUCAGAUGUGGAGUUCUUGGAUGAUUCUUCCACAGAGAGUUUGUUACUUAGUGGUGAUGAAUACAACCAGGAUUUUGAUUCAACUAACUUCGAAGAGUCUCAGGAUGAAGAUGAUGCUCUUAAUGAAAUUGUUAGGUGCAUCUGUGAACUGGAUGAAGAAAAUGGAUUUAUGAUUCAGUGUGAAGAAUGCUUGUGUUGGCAGCACAGUGUGUGCAUGGGACUGUUGGAGGACAGCAUUCCAGACCAGUACAUCUGUUACAUCUGCAGAGAUCCACCAGGACAGAGGUGGAGUGCCAAAUAUCUUUAUGACAAGGAGUGGCUGAACAAUGGGCACAUGUGUGGAUUAUCGUUUUUGAAAGAGAACUACUCUCACCUUAAUGCCAAAAAGAUUGUGUCAACACAUCAGCUACUGGCAGACGUGUACGGUGUAACUGAAGUAUUGCACGGAUUGCAGCUGAAGAUUGGGAUAUUGAAAAAUAAGCAUCACCCAGACCUUCAUCUCUGGGCUUAUUCAGGGAUGCGAAAAGAACAAGAACAAAUAACUGUUGGGGUAGAGAAAAAGUUAGUGACUUUGCAGGAUGCUGUUAAUCUAACUGAAAGGACGUGUCACAGUCAAAACCAUAAAGAGAGACCCAGUAUACCCCAGAAGAUGGAGGAAACAUACAUCACAAGUGAGCACAGUUACCAAAAACCACAGAGUUUUAGUCAAGACUGCAAAGCAAUCACUGACACUAUGAGCUCAGAUGAUGAAGAUACAAGUAGUUUUGAGGAAGAUCAGGAAUUUCACACAGAGAAUAAAAACUGUUUACAAUAUUCUUUUAAAGAUGAUGGCAUGAAUGAGCAGAAUUCUGCUGAAGGAAACACUGUGCUUGUUUGUAAUGAAAGAAAAAGCUCAGAAGAACAAGUGGACACACAUCUUCAAUGGCAGCUAAAUCUCCUCACCCAUAUAGAGAAUGUACAGAAUGAAGUCACCAGCAGGAUGGACCUGAUUGAAAAAGAAGUUGAUGUUCUAGAAAGCUGGCUUGAUUUCACUGGAGAACUGGAACCACCAGACCCUCUGACAAGAUUGCCUCAGCUCAAGCGACGCAUCAAACAGCUCUUAAUUGACAUGGGGAAAGUACAGCAAAUAGCAACACUUUGCUCUGUAUGACAAAAGGAAGAAUAAAGAAAUAAAAAUAGGUUCUUUACAGUGAAUUUUCUUACUAGCCACAAGACUGAGGGGAAGACAGCAAAAAAAAGCUGAGCGUUGAUCUGGUUCUUUGCUGAGUACAUUAAUAGCCUGAAGCUUUAGAGAGAGAAGAAAUUUAGAGUCAGGAUCUGUUAUAUGGAAAAUAUGAAUAUUCAAUGUCCAGGCUUCAAAAUGAUUUA